CGAGGGUGACAUAGAUCUAUUGUGUCUCCGGAGAUACUCAUUCACGGAAUCCUAGUUUUCGAAACCCUCUUGACAAUCUUAUGCCGGGACAUUCAAGGAACUUAGCGCAUUUCACCUUUUGGUCACUUGAGGUCUCGAUAUUCUAGCGAGAGCAACGAGAUUCCUUUCAAAUCACCACAAUGAUUUCGCCGCUACGAAAGAUAUGACUUGAAACUCAUAGAUCUGGCGGAUGAAGACCCAUGAGAUGAUUCAUGCUCUUGAAUAUUACAGGUGACGAUGACUUCCCACGUGGAUAGUGACCCGGGCGUCGUCGAAGGUUCAGAUGAUCGCGACAAGAGACCCCAUCAAGACGAAUAUGAGGCGACACAGAGCUCGAAGUUCCGGUUCAAGUCGAAGAGGAAAUCCGACCGCGACGAGCGAUCCCGAAGCCCUCGGUCUCAUCGCGACGGACACAGACAUCAUCGCCAUCAUCAUCGAACCAAGAGGCGCAGAGGGUCGCCGUCAACGACCAAGGAACGCGAUGACCCGUCUCUAUACGAUGAUACCCACCUUCCGAAUACAUCUUCUGGUCAAUUUAUGGAUCCCGAAGUUGCUUUUCGAGAGAGUUUGUUCGAUGCUAUGGCAGACGAUGAAGGAGCACAAUUCUGGGAGGGGGUUUAUGGCCAACCAAUUCAUACAUAUCCGAAUGUCAAAGAGGGUCCUGAAGGAGAACUAGAGCGCAUGACGGACGAGGAAUACACGGCAUAUGUGAGGGCAAAGAUGUAUGAGAAGACACAUCAGCAUCUUAUGGAGGAGAAAGCUAGGAGGGAUGCUGCUAAGAAGGAGAGGGAAAGGCUUGCCAGCGAGGGCAGGAAAGCGGAAAGAGAGGCGGAGAGGUUCAGAAGGAAGGUCGAGGAAAGCCUGAAGAGGGGCGAGGAGAGAAGAUCUCGAAAGGCGUGGUCCGAGAAGUGGGAGGCUUAUUUGCGAAAAUGGGAGGAGCUUGCCAAAGGCGGUUCAACAAGAGUCACCAUUGCAGCCAUGCCCUGGCCUGUUGAGAGUGGAAGGCGGAAAGAUGUCUCAUCGAAGGAAGUAGAGAGAUUCUUUUUACAUGCCCCGACUUCCGGACAACCUACGGAGGCACAGCUCGGAAAGGUCCUGAAGCUGGAACGAGUUCGGUGGCACCCUGAUAAGAUUCAGCAGAAGCUUGGAGGUCAAGAUAUUGAAGAGGCUGUGAUCCAAGCCGUUACAGAAGUCUUCCAGAUCAUUGACCAGAUGUGGUCAGACGUGCGGGAUAAUAAAAGGUCAUAAACAGAUAUGGAGUUAAGAGGGCUUGGGAAUCAGCAUAGCGACGGCGUUGAUGAAGGUUGUUUCCUGCUAUGAUCUACAAUAUAGGGUUUGGGGCGUGCAUUGAGUGGGAGUCGAUCCAGAUCAGGCCAGAGUCUUUGGUGGGGCAUUUGUAUGGUCAAUGUUAGAGCUUCAAAACCCCACUUCUAUGGGGUAGAUAGGUGGUAUAGGUACAUCACGAGUGGAUUUGGAAUAGAGUUAAGGUAUUUACCUAUUAGAUACUUACAUCAUGAAUUCGCGGUAAUAAUGUAGC
Molecule: messenger RNA, 1576 nt
Organism: Amorphotheca resinae ATCC 22711
Lineage: Eukaryota; Fungi; Ascomycota; Leotiomycetes; Helotiales; Amorphothecaceae
Exons: 1
Coding region: 277-1287 (336 amino acids)
Biological process (GO): canonical NF-kappaB signal transduction
Source: RefSeq, a predicted model, not a curated record